Messenger RNA from Cyphellophora europaea CBS 101466, 357 nucleotides. RefSeq lists its product as uncharacterized. Lineage: Eukaryota; Fungi; Ascomycota; Eurotiomycetes; Chaetothyriales; Cyphellophoraceae. The record is from RefSeq and is a predicted model, not a curated record. The transcript has a single exon. Bases 1 to 357 code for a protein of 118 amino acids.
AUGGCGCGAAAACAAUGCACGCUGUUCGUAACAUUCUAUAUCAAGCCCGGCAUGAUCGAAGAGUGGAAGGAAGCCCACCGACCGGUGUGGGCGGCCUGCGCCGCUGAGCCUGAAUGUCUACUGUUCGACGUCUUCAACGACCCGAAACAGCCUGGAGUCUUUCGUCUUCUCGAAGUCUGGAAUGAGUCGCGGGAGUGGUUCGAGACGAAGCAGUUGACGAAGCCGUACUACGAGACUUUAUGGGCGAAGUCGAAGCCGACGUGGGAGAAGGAGUUCGAGAUUGAGUAUUUUGAGCGCCUUGGGGAGGGAUGCAGUUACAGGGAGGGUUAUCUGGAGGGUGGGAAGGCUAUGGGCUAG